Molecule: messenger RNA, 428 nt
Organism: Geodia barretti
Lineage: Eukaryota; Metazoa; Porifera; Demospongiae; Tetractinellida; Geodiidae
Source: the annotation of a GenBank genome assembly
GCUACAGGCCACAACCCAGGCGGCUCUCAGCUCAGUCAUGGGCACUGACACUGUAAUGUGGAUGUCCAAUGACAAGACUUGACUGUUGCUUCUGGUCAGCAGAGGUCUCUGCCUUAAGGAGAAGCACCACUGCAGAGCAUGUGGGAGAAUAGUUGUAUGACUGUACUAAGAGGCGCAUGGCUCUCAGUCACCUGGGCUACUCCACCGUGUUUCGAGUGUGUGAUGAGUGCUACAGUAAACUCCAUGGAGCACAGAACACCAAAGACACUGAUGAUGGGUUUAUACUCGUAAGCCAAUCUUCACAAUAGUCAUCGACAGUUAGACUUUACUUUGUAUCAUACCAUAAUAUUUUAUUUAUGUGUUUGUGCCAUGUGGAGCUACAUGGAAGAGUUGGUGAUAUCAUGGGAGUUGUGACUCUAUGUAUUGGC